Tribolium castaneum (red flour beetle) is the source of this 1738-nucleotide messenger RNA. RefSeq names its product Diacyl glycerol kinase epsilon (gene Dgkepsilon). The record is from RefSeq and is a predicted model, not a curated record. Gene Ontology annotation, molecular function: ATP-dependent diacylglycerol kinase activity. Bases 1 to 1590 code for a protein of 529 amino acids. Lineage: Eukaryota; Metazoa; Arthropoda; Insecta; Coleoptera; Tenebrionidae. The transcript is spliced from 7 exons.
AUGUGGCUAGUGGGUGACUUGACGCCCCCUCUGAGCGUCCCCACAGUGCUUAGCACUUUUAUCGUUUGCGUCAUAAGUUUUUACCUUUUUAAAUGGUUGAGUGGCGAUGGUAAUGUCCCCAUUCGAGACUCCUCCAAGAAUCACAAUUGGACCCCCAUUAAAAUCACCGCAAAGGCGUGGUAUUGUUCAAUUUGUGAGUCAUUUUUAAUCAACGGGAUUGGGGUUUAUUGUGACUGUUGUGGUGUCUGUGCCGACCCAGAAUGCGUUAAAAAGGCCAACGCGAAAUUGCAGUGCAAGGUCGUGACCAGUAAUAAUGAAAAUCAGGCGCACCAGUGGGUUAAGGGUAAUUUACCCCUGGGGGCUGUGUGUUGCUUGUGCAACGAGGACUGUUCACUGGAGCCCGGUUUGAUUGACUACCAGUGCUGCUGGUGUCAAAAAACCGUCCACACUGACUGUCUUCCCAAACUCCCCCAAGAGUGUGACUUUGGCCCCUUUAAAAACAUGAUAGUCCCGCCCUGGUGCGUGCAAGUGGCACGUCGCAAAGGCGCCCUCAACAAGCACCUCCUACUCCGGGGCGUCAAAGACCCCGGAUGGAAAAACUGGACGCCUUUGGUCGUAAUUGCGAAUAAAAAAUCAGGCAAUAGUGAUGGGGCCUUGCUAUUGUCUGAAUUCCGGAAAUACCUGAAUCCGGUCCAGGUCAUCGAUUUGAGUGCCCGGAAGCCGCCAGCGGCCCUGCAAUGGGCCGUGCUUUUGGCCCCUAGGGAAAUAAGGGUGUUGGUAGGGGGAGGUGAUGGGACAGUGGCCUGGGUCUUGACCACGUCACAUAAGCUAGAUUUAGACCCGGAGCCGCCUCUUGCGAUUGUGCCUCUAGGGACCGGAAAUGACUUAAGUAGGGUUCUGGGGUGGGGGAGGGCCAAUCCGUCUGAGUUAGAUGUGGGGGAGGUGUUGCAAAACGUGCAAAACUCACGAGUGGCGCAGUUGGACCGGUGGAGAGUUGAAAUAACGUCGUCAAGACACUUGGGGCUCCGAAUUCCCAACAAAACGCUCUACAUGUAUAAUUAUAUCGGGAUCGGGGUUGAUGCCCAGGUGGCUUUGAAUUUCCACAAGACCCGAGAUAGCCUAUUCUACGUGUUUGGGAGUAGAAUUUUUAAUAAAAUACUUUAUUUAUGUUUCGGGACGCAACAAGUGGUUACGUCAGAUUGUAAAAACUUGGAGCAAAAAAUCGACUUGUAUUUGGACGGGAAACAAGUCGAUUUGCCCGAACUGGAGUCGAUUGUUAUUUUAAACAUCCCAUCAUGGGGGGCGGGGGUCAAUUUAUGGGGUCUUUUGGGGAAUAACACAAAGCCGGCACAGUCAUACCACGAUGGUAUUUUGGAAGUUUUGGGAAUUUACUCUUCCUUUCAUAUUGCACAACUACAAGUUGGUCUUUCCACUCCACUAAAACUAGGUCAAGCAAAAACAGUUGAGGUACGACUUAAGUCCAAAUCGCCCGUUCAGAUCGAUGGUGAGCCUUGGGAGCAGCACCCUUGCGUUAUGAAAGUGACUUUGGUCAAUAAAUGUCCUGUACUUAUUAAUCCGAGUAGAAGUUAGAAACAAAUGCAUUUACCUAAUUAAGCAUUUACUCCCAGUUUCUUGCCGUGAUACUUAAGGUUUUUAACGUUUUUAAUAUUCCAGUACAAAUUUUUAUUUUGUGUUGAAAAUGUAUAUCUUUAUGUUGUAAUAAAUCGAAGAAAAAGUA